GGUGCAUGCCCACCCAAUGCGUAGGCUCGGCGUUCAUCCUUCUCUCGUUUAAAGUCGUACAUGGUUGAGCGUAAAGCGCGUUCGGCUACACUAAAAGCAACUUUAUUUUCUCGACUUUUGUGCAAUGAUUCCAUCCCAUGUUUGGUAAUACUUACCGAAUCACAGCUGCUUUGGAAACCAGAAGUUGUUACUCUCUCUUAUGAGUUGACUCAAAUUAACUUAUGUGACAUUGUAUUUGUUCGCACCUUUUCGCAGCUAAGAUUUGGGGUGACGAAUGCGAAACGCUUCAAGUUAUUGCAGAGCAUCCUGCACCAAAUCGGCGACAAUGUCAAGGUCCACGGAUUCGUGGUGUCUAGUUUGGUUCGAACGGCAAAGUACAAAUGGAGAACCAGACAAGAUAUUUUUUGGUGCGAUUCCGGCGACGAUGCUGAACUUUGGACGUCCACCUUGAACAAAUGCAUUUUUACUCCAGAUACCACACGCCCCCGUCGUUUGCUUGUCUUUGUGAAUCCGAAUGCUGGCCGGAAGCGUGCUGAACGCAAGUACAAUUCCAUUGUUCUUCCACUGUUUCACCUUUCCGGUAUAGAAACGCACACCGUCGUGACCUCCUACCGCGGACAUAUGAUGGAGUAUUUGAUUAAUUGCUCGAUGGAAGGAUUUGAUGGGGUCGUUUGCGUCGGAGGAGAUGGUUUUCUUUCGGAAGCAAUGCACGGGUUGCUUCUCCGCAGAAGAUUGGAGUGCAAUUUGCCCUUAUAUGAUGGGCAUUUACCCGGGUCUUCCGAACUCCCUGGAAAUUCGCGGAUCGGAAUAAUUCCAGCGGGCUCUACCGACACCGUGGCGUAUUCCACCCUAGGCACCAAUGACGUGAUGACGUCCGUACUGCACAUUGUGCUGGGAGACGACCUACCCUUGGACGUCGCAGCAAUUCACUCAAAUGAAGACGGCGCCUUUUUGCGCUAUGCUCUCUCCAUGGUUGGUUGUGGAUUUUACGCCGAUCUGUUGAAGAACGAUGACAGUCGCCGAUGGAUGGGUCCUCGAAGAUACGACUGUUCAGGAUUCGCAAAGUUCCUAUCACACACUGUUUAUGAGGGCCGCAUCUCAUUCCUGCCUAGCGCCAACCGUAGCAGCCACAUCAGUGAUGGUGUGACUUGUACACGUGGGUGUCCUGUUUGCACGCUGGAUAUCGAUUCUAUCCUAGGUCGGCGGCAUUCAAAUCUUGUGAAUUCUCACUAUGCUUUAACUCAUUCGGUGGAUUGUCUCUAUCCAGUGACUCGCGAGAACAAAGAACUCAGUGCAUCUCGCAUCCUCUACUCUACCGCACGUCACAGGUCGGCUGGUAGCUUCGUUUCGGGACCUGGGUCAAGCUGGUGUCCAGUGAAACCAACCACAAAGUUACCUCUCCGAUACCAGCCCAAUGCGUCCUGUUUGGAUCAGUGUACACGUUCAGCUCCAAAGUAUACUUCUGCCGAUAGACUAACGUCCUCGCGAGACUCUCGAACGAGGUUCGGGAGACAGAAAGCGUCCCUUUGUGGCUCAUCUUUUGUAUCAAAUAGCAAGCAAAUUUGCCCACCAUCACUGAAGCUUCUGCCGUUCUUUCGAGAGGUCACUUCCGACAAUGCACCUUCAUGGUGUUUACAGGGUUGCUCUGAAGGUUGGCAAACCAUUAACGACCGUUUUAUCGCGGUGAGUGCUUUCGUUCAGAGCUGUCGGUGUUCCAAAUCCCCAAUGGGACCAUCACCUUGUGCACACCUUGGCGAUGGGUGUAUGGAUCUGAUCCUCAUCAGCAAGUGUACACGCAAACAGUUCUUGCAAUAUCUGAUCCGCGUGGCAAAUGGUUCAGUUCCGGAGCAAGACCCAAAUUUCAAAGGACGACAGAAGCGCGGUGCCUUUGAUUUACCAUUCGUUACAGCACUUCGAGUUUGCGCGUUUGAAUUUCAUCCUGACCAAUCGCUUUCUCUGGAUUUUGACGGUGGUGUACCAAAUGAAUGGACCAUCCCCUUGGAUGACCGAAACGGCUUCGUCGAGAACACCAAGCUGUUGCACCCCGCCUCCCACAAAUCACGUAGCUGCAUUCAGGGCCGUUGUCGCAACUCUCAACGUACUCACCGCACUGUGUGGUGCUCAGAUGGAGAAAUAGUGCAACAUUCAGACAUAUCGGUCUUUGUCCAUCGCCAGCUCAUCCGAGUUUUCGCCAGAGGACUAGUGCCUUUGAAUAUAGUGGCGGUCCCCCCAUCGCCGGAUGUUUACGAAACUGCUCUCCUUUUUGAUUCACUGGCCGCCAUCCUCAACGAUCCGGCACCAUGUGCGGAAAGGAUGUCCCACGAAAUCGUACCUACUAUCCGUACUUGACAGUGAGCACUCCGAUCGACUUGACAAGGACAAAUUCAUCAUGGCCAUUCAUCUGAAUUUUUUCUUGUAAAUUGCAAUGUUUGUCAAAUACGAUGGACCAACAAUCCCUGUACUUCUACACCCAACCACACAGUGGAUUUCUCAAUCUCAGAGAUUUCAGUUGUAUUUCAUUUUUCGACGACUGCAAUCCAUUUAGUCUAUUUUUGCAUUGCGACUGGCCCAAUCUAAACCUAACAGGUAUUCUGUUUCCCCCAAUUUGUUUUAUUAUUUUUUGAUGAUGUGAUAAGAUGUAAUGUCAAAUGGUACAGCUAUUUUCUGCAAUUGCGUUGCAAAUAUCCUCCAUUUUGCUUCAUUUCCCUACUGUUGGUUCAUGCAUACAUUCAAACGAACACAAUGUACUGCGACGCAACACAAUCACCUCUAAUAGUAUUGCAAACUCUGAUUUUAUGCACAUGAAGCCCCACUAAAGUAUUUUCGUGCUUAAUAAGU
Dicrocoelium dendriticum is the source of this 2838-nucleotide messenger RNA. NCBI's taxonomy places the organism in Eukaryota, Metazoa, Platyhelminthes, Trematoda, Plagiorchiida, Dicrocoeliidae. The record is from the annotation of a GenBank genome assembly.